Molecule: messenger RNA, 1188 nt
Organism: Aspergillus melleus
Lineage: Eukaryota; Fungi; Ascomycota; Eurotiomycetes; Eurotiales; Aspergillaceae
Product: putative transsulfuration enzyme family protein
Exons: 2
Coding region: 1-1188 (395 amino acids)
Biological process (GO): transsulfuration
Cellular component (GO): cytoplasm
Molecular function (GO): pyridoxal phosphate binding; carbon-sulfur lyase activity
Source: RefSeq, a predicted model, not a curated record
AUGACGCCGUCAACCAACAGCCAUCCCUCGACUCGUGCAUUGCAUGCCGAUGACCCUCUACACCUAGUGACGGAUGUCGCACCCCCGAUCCAUUUGUCAACAACAUUCAGAUUCCCCGGCAACCCCGAAGACUUGGUUCCAUCUGUCGAUCCUGUUGACGAGUUCGAUGGAAAGAACUACAUCUACUCUCGAGAAUUCGCCCCGAAUGCGACCCGAUUCGAAGCUAUUCUCUCCUCGCUGCUGGGUGGCCAAGCGGUAAGCUAUGCUACUGGCUUGGCUGCUCUACAUGCGGCCUUGACUCUUUUGAAUCCCCGCCGGAUAUCCGUAGGGCAGGGCUACCACGGCAGCCACGAAGUGAUUAGCGUCAUCUCCCGACUAUCGGGCCUUCAGAAGCUUGACCUCGACUGUUCGGCUGAUAGUCUGGGGAAAGGCGAUGUGAUUCUGCUCGAAACGCCCGUGAACCCGUACGGAACAGCACUCAGCAUCGAGGCAUACGCUCAGAAGGCCCACUCGCGAGGCGCAUACCUUAUCGUCGACAGCACAUUCGGGCCUCCCGGCUUGCAGGACCCGUUUCUAUGGGGCGCAGAUGUUGUGAUGCAUUCCGGUUCGAAAUAUUUCGGCGGCCACAGCGACAUGCUCUGCGGCGUUCUCGCGACCAAGCGCAAGGACUGGACCAAGCAGCUGCUCGAGGACCGACUCGCCAUCGGCAGCGUCAUCGGCAACCUGGAGGGUUGGCUAGGCGUCCGCAGCCUCCGGACUCUAGAAGUCCGGGUGCAACGCGCCAGCGAGACCACGGGGAACUUGGUCUCGUGGCUGCAGAGUGCGCUUACUACUUCGUCACCUGCACCGGGGAGCGACGAGGCGGUCAUUCAGACGGUUCUUCAAAAGAUCCACCACGCCAGUCUCCAGGACGAGCCCUGGCUGCGAAAGCAGAUGCCGAACGGCUUCGGGCCGGUAUUUUCCAUCAUCCUCCAGAAGGAGGAGUAUGCCCGCGUGCUGCCUAGCAAGCUGGCUUUCUUCCAGCACGCGACGAGUCUGGGUGGAGUCGAGUCUCUGAUCGAGUGGCGUGCGCUGUCCGACUCUCGGGUUGAUCGGAAGUUGUUGAGAUUGAGCGUUGGGUUGGAGCACUGGGAGGAUUUGAAGAAUGACUUGCUGCGGGCUUUCAGGGCGCUUGCGGAGCAGCAAUAA